AUGCUUACCCAGGUAGUUACCCCAAACUUCUACCGCUACAUCUCCACCGAAGCGUGUAAAGUGGUGAAGCCGGUGCGGGAAGCGUCCAAGACCUUGCGCCACAUCCAUUUCCCUACCCGGAGACCGUACACCGAGGGCUUGGAGAUCCAGGAGAAGUUUGUGCGGGCAAAUCUCGACUUCAAGCUCAUGGAAGCAAAGAUCUCGCGACACCAGAAAUCUGUGGCCGAGCAAGGCUACGUGCUAUCGGACUACGAGUCGGAAUUACUUGCUAAGAUCGCGUCCUUGAAGCCUUGUCCCACGGUGCUCACCUUUGAGUUCGAGCCAACGUACACCGGUGGAAAGCGAGAAAAGCAGAACACAACCGCCUCGGAUGUGGCAAAGUAUGAAGCCAAGGGUGCCCAGUACGUGCAGGUGGAACGCGGUGGACAGGUGACGUACCACGGCCCGGGUCAAGUGGUAGCCUACCCCAUCCUUGACUUGAAGUCUUUCUCAAAUCUUUCCCUCAAAUGCUAUGUUUCAAAGCUUGAAAAGGCGAUUCAGGCUGUGUUGUUGAGAGGUAAAAACUAUGCGAGUGGGAGCAGUACCCGUGAGUUUGGCAUCCAGACAAUUACCACCACCGAUACCGGUGUGUGGGCAAAUGAGGAGGAGAAGAUUGCGGCCUUGGGGAUCAAUGCUCGAAGAUCGAUCACGUCUUUCGGGGCUGCCAUAAACGUUGCGACGGAUUUGAGAUACUUGAACGAUGCAGACUUGGUUAUGUGUGGCUUGAGUGACAAGACAACUACCAGCAUGGAGGCCUUGGGCGUUCAGAGUUCAGUGAAAGAUGUGGCCUUCUGUUUUGCCAAGGAGUUGGGAAACAUCUUGGGGGUCGAGAGGGUGGAGCACCUUGACGGUGACGAGUUGAAAGUGGACGGGGAAGAGUAA
This is a messenger RNA of Babjeviella inositovora NRRL Y-12698, 921 nucleotides long. RefSeq names its product lipoyl(octanoyl) transferase. The transcript has a single exon. The record is from RefSeq and is a predicted model, not a curated record. Lineage: Eukaryota; Fungi; Ascomycota; Pichiomycetes; Serinales. Gene Ontology annotation, biological process: protein lipoylation. Gene Ontology annotation, molecular function: lipoyl(octanoyl) transferase activity. Bases 1 to 921 code for a protein of 306 amino acids. Gene Ontology annotation, cellular component: mitochondrion.